This is a messenger RNA of Adineta steineri, 2190 nucleotides long. NCBI's taxonomy places the organism in Eukaryota, Metazoa, Rotifera, Eurotatoria, Adinetida, Adinetidae. The record is from the annotation of a GenBank genome assembly.
AUGUUGGUUUCAAUAUUUUUUAUUAUUUUUCUUCUAUUACCUCAAUACGUUCAUGGUAGUUGUUGUCGAUUACCAUUUACUGAUGGUGAUUGUCAAGUCAAUCGAAAAGGUCCUCAUCGAUAUCAAAUUAUGCCUGAUCUUAAAUCAGGUCUAGUAAUGGAAAGUACAGAAUGUCAUAUAAAUGAUUUUGAUGCAAAUUAUCGAAAAGUUAUUGAAACCAAAAAUCCCUGUAAUGAUUGUCCUGGUUUACUUAUUCUUCAUACAAAUUCAUCAGAGAUAUUCUUAUUUCCAGAAUAUCUCGAACGUAUCUUGGAAGGACGAACACCAGUGCAACGAAAAAAUGUAAUUAUAUUAACAACAUCACUUGUUGGAGCAUAUGAUUUAGAUUUUACAUUGUUUUCACGUUAUUAUGCUACUCAUACAGUAGGAGAUGUUCCUUCACUUUAUGUUGAUCUUCAAAUGCCAGUAUUUAAUCCAAAAUUAGAACAUCAACCAAGCUUACGUCUUCGUUUACCUGCUUACAAUGAAGAUAAAGAAGGAUUUUCAAAAGUUAGUAGAAAAGAAUUAAUCAAUCCAAUAGAUAAUAGUGAAUCAGCUGUAGCUAUUAUUCAUCAAUUACCAUAUCUUUAUCAUUUUGAUAUUGAAAAACAUCGUCAUCCACCAAGUCUAUGCACAUUAUACGAUCUUGAACUUACAUCAUCUUCUCUCGAAUGGAAAAUAUUAAAUUCAGAUUUAGCAACAUGUCAUACUUUUAUGCCUUAUCUUGGCCGAAAUAAAUGUUUAGCUACAGGUUUUACACGCAUAUUUUGUCCAAUUGAAGAAAAUAUAUCAAUGGAUGACACUCUUCAAUUACCAUUAUAUUUAAAAACAACAAAUCGUGUUGAACAUCUCACUGUCGCUGUGACAAGAGGUGGUCGCAAGGUUCAAAUGUCAUUAAGUAAUCGUCAAAUGAUACCAGCAGAACAAGUUAAAAUUAUUUUAGUUCAAGGAAAUUUAGUAAUAACUGAUAUUAAUCUUAAUUUAAAUAUUCGAGUUGAAUAUGGAUGGGAUUGUGACGAUUUUAGUCUUGCUGUUCCAGCUGGUUUUAGUGCAACUCGAUAUCGUCGUUUUGAUGGUGACAAUUUAGCUGUUACUGAAGGAAAUAAUGUUAUUACUUUACCAGGUUGUUUUAAAGUAAUACCUAAUUUAGUAAAAAUACCAUCAACAACUAUAAUAAGCGCUCUUCUUCCUUCGGGUUCUGCAUCUGCUUCUCAAUCUGAAGCAGAUGUUGAUUCUGUUGAUGAAAAAGAAUCAGAUGAAAAUGAAAUAAUAACAUCAGAUAUAGAAAAACCACAUAUUCAGGGUGAUUCAGAUUUAAAAAAUACAACAAACGAUCGUGAACAAAAUGUUAUAUCAAACUACUGGAAUUACUUACGCAAUAAUAAUAAUUUAGCUUAUGUUGCAAUUGUUUUAUUAAUAUUAGUUGCUCUUAUACCUUUAUGUCUUGGUAUUUUCUAUCGUGUUUAUUGUACACAACGUCGUAAAUCAAAUUGGACAUUGGAACAUGGUUCACAUACGAAUUCAGCUUAUAAUCCAUCAAAAGAUGAUAAAACUGAUUUAUCAAUUCGUUCUCAUGAUUCUUUUAAUUCUUCAACAACAACAACAAAUAAUAAUGAUUGGCAUCGACUUCUAUUAACUCGUCUUAAACCAACUGUAACAGGAAAAUAUCAAAAGUCAACAAAAAUUGAUAAUAGAUCGAAUACAUAUUUAUCAACAUCAUUUGAAAAUUCCGAUGUUGAAUCACAAUCAGAUAUUAUUGACGAUAGUCAAAUAAUUAUUACUCAAACAGGUAUAAAUUCAUCGGAAGAAUUCAAUACUUAUUUAGAAAAUUCCAUAAGAAAAGAUAAUCAUUAUGUAAAAAAUUUUAUACCAUAUCGAGUUGGUGAUCAUAUGACAUCACUUAAACGACGAGUUAGAAAACAACAAAUGAAACAUUUUCAAAAUCAAGUAACUAUUCUUCAAGAAGCAACUUUUCGAGCACCUCCACCUACAAAUCUCUUUCUAAUGUCAUAUUCGAAACAAUCGGUAUCAUCUCGUCGUUAUAAACAAAAAAAAUCAAGUUGUGUUGUUCCAUUACCACCACUAACAAAUUCUACUAAAGUCAUAUCAAAUCAUGUACAUGAUGUUAAAUUAAGCGUUUAUGAAUGUUAA